UCGGAGGUCCGACGGUCGGUUUUCGCAUUCUCAAAAUUAUCUUAUAGGAAACUUGUGACAAUCCGAAAUUUUUAAAAUUCUCGAAUAAGGCUUUCACAUAAUCAAAAUGAUGUCAAAAAACUCAUGUUACUACCAACAUCCUUCAAAAUCUUUGACUUUACCCUGGGAGAUAUUUCGGCAAUAAUCGGUAAAUAUAUCAACGUAAUUCUAGCUACUAAAAAGACUAGGCCUCUAGUGGCGCAGCCAGUGGAGCGCUAUCCAAAUGCUCAAUGUCAGCCGCGACGUCUGCGGUACUAAUCCGCAGGAGGAGCGGCAGCGGAUCGUGCUCGGCAGCUCCUCUCUCCGAGACCGAGUAAAAAUGCAGUCGAGACAGAAAGGGGAGGAGUCCGAAACCCAGAGGAGUCCGAGUCCGAGUCCACAGCACUAUAAAGCAAGUGUGAUCAUGCAUGUGGGAAUAAAGAAAGAGGAAGGGGAAAAAAACGCCGCCGUCGCCGGUCCAGCCAGAGAUUGUGAUUGGAGAUCGUGCUGUUCGUCAGGGCAGAGGUGGAGCAGGGUCUGCAGAACUGGCGAGCACCAGGUGAGUCGCCGUCUCACUCGAGCUGCAGCGACUGUGUCGGGUCGUGACGUCGGGCAGUGAGCAGGUACGACGGGGCGGGGCGCCGUUGAUAAGAAGAAGAAGAAAAAAGAUCUCUGGCGCCGGCGCCGUCGCCGGAGGGAGGGACGGAGGGAGGGAGGGAGUGCGAAGCAUUGCAAACGUAUAUGUACCUUUUUACGUUACCGACGUCGCGUACCUGCUUGCUGUCCGACGUCGUGACGUCGCGUACCUGCUCGCUGUCCGCCGUCCCGACGUUGCGACGUCGCAUACCUGCUCGCUGUCCGCCGUCCCGACGUCGCAUACCUGCUUGCUGCCCGACGUCGUGACUUUGCGUACCUGCUCGCUGUCUGCCGUCCCGACGUGGCAUACCUGCUUGCUGCCCGACGUCGUUACUAAAAAGACUGGACCUCUAGUGGCGCAGCCCGUAGAGCGCUAUCCCAAUGUCAGCCGCGAUGUCUGCAGUACGAAUCCACAGGAGGAGCGGCAGCGCAGCUCCUCUCUCCGAGACCGAGUAAAAAUGCAGUCGAGACAGAAAGGGGAGGAGUCCGAAACCCAGAGGAGUCCGAGUCCGAGUCCACAGCACUAUAAAGCAAGUGUGAUCAUGCAUGUGGGAAUAAAGAAAGAGGAAGGGGAAAAAAACGCCGCCGUCGCCGGUCCAGCCAGAGAUUGUGAUUGGAGAUCGUGCUGUUCGUCAGGGCAGAGGUGGAGCAGGGUCUGCAGAACUGGCGAGCACCAGUGUUCUCCUUGUUUUCCAGAGUUUUUCUGUAUGUCAAAAAUACAUUGACCAAGUCUGAUUCCCAGCCUGGCCACUUGGACACAUGGAGCCAGAGAUCCUGGGAAGCCAUCUGGACCCAACUAUCUUAAAGAAUGAGAAAUCAAUCACGUUUUCACCUAUUCUGAAUCAAUGCACUAUUGGACGUGAUUUUACUGCCACCAUGAACCUCACUAUCAAUGCUGAUAAAGGUCCAGAGGUAGGGAUGAACAGAGGGGGCCAGGCUGUAAGGAAGAGGUCUUGGGCACACACUGGUUCUGGAGAUGCUGGUGGUGGUGAGGGCAACAUGAGAAAGCACAGAAGAGUGGAGUCUGAUACGGUAGAAGAUGAGCAGCAGCACAACAAUCACAAUGUGGCCUCCACAGAACCAGGCCAGGACAGCAGACAGAAGGGCGGAGUAAAGUCAGAGACGGUGCCCUUGGACACCGUGAACACCACUGAGCUGGGAGCGCAUCAGAAGUCACACACCCUACAACCGGUGUCACCAGUUCAGCCCGAGCUGGUCACCCUGCUUAAAGACUUCCUGGCUGCCCAGCAGAGAAGGAUGGAGGGCCUAGCAGAGGAGAUACGGGUGCUGAAAAAUUCCAUCUUGGCGGUGCCUCUGUUUGCCGCUGAGGUGACCUGCCAAAGCAGACAGUCAUCCAGCGUGUCACCACAGGAAAGGCCACGGCGACAGGUUCUCACCCCAGGACCACGGCAGCAGUACCGAACGGCCUCCUCGACCUCCACCGCCAACACAGCCCUCGCAGAGAGAGCGCUCAACCGAACGGCAUCGACAGCCCAGCACGUGAGGAGGGGGGAGUCAGAGACGCCAUCUUAACAGCAGGAUGAGGUUGACAUCGAAACCUACUUGCUGCAGUUUGGGAGGGUAAAGACAAGGCGGAUGGCUACGUUCGUUUGAAUUGAGUUCAGUUCUGUGUCUCUCCUGAGACGUACCGCCGAAUGGUUUCUGGACAGCCACCAUUCCUGCCGCUUGAAGUUCUACUCCAUGACACCAGGACCUGGGCAAAAGAGCAUGAGCCAGACAGUGGACUGACAGUGGUAAAACUGGACAUGCGGUGCACCAAAAACCUUCACGUCCAUGUUACGGGGGCUCCACAGAUGCAAGAAACUUUGUUCGAGGUGAAAUGGUGGACAUCAUGUGAACCUGUUAAAACCGUGAUAGGAGAGACACACACCUGCCACAUAUCUGGUGCGGCAGGAGGAGG
Anguilla rostrata (American eel) is the source of this 2575-nucleotide messenger RNA. RefSeq lists its product as uncharacterized. Bases 1414 to 2187 code for a protein of 257 amino acids. The record is from RefSeq and is a predicted model, not a curated record. The transcript is spliced from 7 exons. NCBI's taxonomy places the organism in Eukaryota, Metazoa, Chordata, Actinopteri, Anguilliformes, Anguillidae.